Molecule: messenger RNA, 1254 nt
Organism: Leptonychotes weddellii (Weddell seal)
Lineage: Eukaryota; Metazoa; Chordata; Mammalia; Carnivora; Phocidae
Source: RefSeq, a predicted model, not a curated record
AUGGUUAAAGCAAAGAAACAGAAAUAUUCAUAUUUUUUACUCUUUUUCUUGCUAGAUUUGUCUUUGGCGAAGAGGAAAUUUGCCGAUUCCUUAAAUGAAUUUAAAUUUCAGUGCAUAGGAGAUGCAGAAACAGAUGAUGAAAUGUGUAUAGCAAGGUCUUUGCAGGAGUUUGCCACUGUCCUCAGGAAUCUUGAAGAUGAGCGGAUACGGAUGGAAGCCAAGAAGAAGUAUGACAAGGAGACAGAAAAGUAUUGUGGCAUCUUAGAAAAACACCUAAAUUUGUCUUCCAAGAAGAAAGAAUCUCAGCUUCAGGAGGCAGACAUCCAAGUAGACUUGGUCCGGCAGCAUUUCUAUGAAGUAUCGCUGGAGUAUGUCUUCAAGGUGCAGGAAGUCCAAGAGAGAAAGAUGUUUGAGUUCGUGGAGCCUCUACUGGCAUUCUUGCAAGGACUCUUCACUUUCUAUCACCAUGGUUAUGAACUGGCCAAGGAUUUCAGCGACUUCAAGACUGAGUUGACCAUCAGCAUACAGAAUACAAGAAAUCGCUUUGAAGGCACCAGGUCAGAAGUGGAAUCACUGAUGAAAAAGAUGAAGGAGAAUCCCCUUGAGCACAAGACCAUCAGUCCCUACACCAUGGAAGGGUACCUGUACGUUCAGGAGAAACGUCACUUUGGAACUUCUUGGGUGAAGCACUACUGUACAUAUCAACGGGAUUCCAAACAAAUCACCAUGGUACCAUUUGACCAAAAGUCAGGAGGAAAGGGGGGAGAAGAUGAAUCCGUCACCCUGAAAUCCUGCACCCGGCGGAAAACAGACUCUAUCGAGAAGAGGUUUUGCUUUGACGUAGAAGCAGUAGACAGGCCAGGGGUUAUCACCAUGCAGGCGUUGUCGGAAGAGGACCGGAGGCUCUGGAUGGAAGCCAUGGAUGGCCGGGAGCCUGUCUACAAUUCGAACAAAGACAGUCAGAGUGAAGGAAGGAUCAAUGAGCAAGGGCUCUACCGAAUUGUGGGGGUCAAUUCCAGAGUGCAGAAGCUGCUCAGCGUCCUGAUGGACCCCAAAACAGCUUCUGAAACAGAGACCGAUAUCUGUGCUGAAUGGGAGAUAAAGACGAUCACUAGUGCUUUGAAGACCUACCUAAGAAUGCUUCCAGGACCACUCAUGAUGUACCAGUUUCAAAGAAGUUUCAUCAAAGCAGCAAGCUGGUUGGUGUCACACAUGACUUGAGAAUGACUGGACAUUGCCCUUGAUUUGUUGGAU